Trichomonas vaginalis G3 is the source of this 438-nucleotide messenger RNA. RefSeq lists its product as uncharacterized. The record is from RefSeq and is a predicted model, not a curated record. The coding region runs from base 1 to 438 and encodes 145 amino acids. The transcript has a single exon. Lineage: Eukaryota; Parabasalia; Trichomonadida; Trichomonadidae.
AUGAAAAGAACAGCUGAGCCAACACCAACUAAGCUAAGCAAUCUGUUUGAUUCUUCAGAUUCAUCAGCUUCUUCAAGUAGAGCUCAAUCUCCUGCUCGUCAUGCUUCUCCAAUGAUCAAAGCAAAAAAUAAUACAAGAAACAAGAAUGUUUGCGUUCGAAUUUUUUCUUCAGAUUUCUGUAAAGGUUUCUUUACUAUUUUGUUUUUGGUAUUCGCAAUAUUAGUCGGGCUCAUAAUUUAUAGAAAAUACACACAUGAGAUUCCAAUAUGCUCAUGUGACGAUAAUACAAAAGAGAAUAUAUCAAAAUGCUUCAACAUCUAUGAAGGUCUUGAUGGCAAUUGCUAUGAGAAACUUGAUUUCAACACCGAGAUUUCAUUUGCAACAGGAAGCCUUGUUCUAGUAGGAAUUAUAAUCAUGACUAUAAAGAUGUUUUGUUAG